Diospyros lotus (date-plum) is the source of this 2177-nucleotide messenger RNA. Its product is annotated as CLP protease regulatory subunit CLPX2, mitochondrial. Lineage: Eukaryota; Viridiplantae; Streptophyta; Magnoliopsida; Ericales; Ebenaceae. Gene Ontology annotation, molecular function: ATP-dependent protein folding chaperone; ATP binding; ATP hydrolysis activity. The transcript has 15 exons. The record is from RefSeq and is a predicted model, not a curated record. Gene Ontology annotation, biological process: proteolysis; protein catabolic process; protein folding. Gene Ontology annotation, cellular component: mitochondrial matrix. The coding region runs from base 88 to 1851 and encodes 587 amino acids.
AAAGCUCCUCUUUAUUUCGGUUCUGAGCAGCUCUCGCUCCUCCGUUCACUUUCUCGCUCAGAAUCUCUGAGAAUAUAUAUCAAUAUCAUGUCGGCAAUUCUUCGAUGGAGAACGAAGCUAGGGCACGUAAUAAAGCCUAGAAUCAGUGUUGCUCUGUCCCUUUCACCGACCUCAUCAUCGUCUCACUACCACUCGCCGCCUCUCCGCCACUCCCACAGCCACCGCCAACCUCUGGUUCUACGGCUAGGGUUCCAGGAGCGGCACAAAUGGGACGGAGGCUCCGACGAAUUCGACAAUAUCCGCGCCCAAGUGAACUGCCCGCGCUGCUCCAAGCUCAUGCACGUUUUGUUCUCCACCCGCCCGUUGUCCAUCACCGGCAGCGAGACCGGCGUCUACCAGGCCCUAAAUCUGUGCCCUAACUGCAGGACCGCGUUCUAUUUCAGGCCGUUCAAGCUAGUUCCCUUGCAAGGGAGUUUUAUUGAGAUUGGGAGAAUUAGGGAUAGGAGUGAAGGGGAUGACAGUGGAAGGAGUGGGGGAAGGAUUUGGGAGAAGUUGCGGUCGUACGGCGGGGAAGGGGCGGAAGUGCAGGCGCCCGUGGGGCAGGCGGUUGAGGUGAAAACAGGAGAGGGGAAUGGGUGGGGCGGGGCGAAUUUGGGGAAGGAGUUGCCGACGCCGAAGGAGAUCUGUAAGCGCCUCGAUGAGUUUGUUAUCGGGCAAGAAAGAGCAAAAAAGGUGCUCUCUGUGGCAGUCUACAAUCACUACAAAAGGAUAUUUCAUUCUUCCUUAUGUAAAGAGCCAGGCAUUGCGUCGGAUGAGUGUCAAGUUGAAGAUGAUAGUGAUUCUGUUGAACUAGAUAAGAGCAAUGUGUUACUGAUGGGUCCAACCGGCUCUGGGAAGACAUUACUAGCAAAAACGUUAGCUCGUGUUGUGAAUGUGCCUUUCGUCAUUGCAGAUGCCACAACACUAACGCAGGCAGGUUAUGUUGGAGAAGAUGUAGAAUCAAUAUUGUACAAACUACUUGUGGUUGCCGAGUUCAAUGUGGAAGCAGCUCAGCAAGGGAUUGUGUACAUUGAUGAAGUUGAUAAGAUAACUAAGAAGGCUGAGAGCUUGAACAUAGGGAGAGAUGUAUCUGGAGAGGGUGUUCAGCAGGCUUUGUUGAAAAUGCUGGAAGGAACUAUUGUGAAUGUUCCUGAUAACAGAGCUCGAAAACAUCCUCGUGGUGAUAACAUUCAGAUAAAUACCAAAGACAUACUUUUUAUAUGUGGUGGAGCUUUUGUUGAUUUGGAAAAGACCAUCUCGGAGAGACGAGAAGAUGCUUCAAUUGGUUUUGGGGCACCAGUUCGUGCAAACAUGAGACUCACUGGUCUAACUAAUGCUGUGGUGACAUCAUCAUUAUUAGAAUCUGUAGAAAGUGGCGAUCUCGUCGCAUAUGGACUGAUACCUGAAUUUGUUGGGCGUUUUCCUAUUUUAGUGAGUUUAUCUGCUCUAAAUGAAGGCCAACUGGUCCAGGUCCUCACGGAACCUAAGAAUGCUAUUGGAAAACAGUACAAGAAAAUGUUUGGAAUGAACAAUGUCAAAUUACAUUUUACAGAGAAAGCACUUAGAUUGAUUGCAAAGAAAGCAAUUGCAAAGAAUACUGGUGCCCGUGGCUUAAGAACCAUACUGGAAAGCAUUCUUGUAGAUGCCAUGUAUGAGAUUCCAGACGUUAAAUCAGAAAAUGAGAGUAUAGAUGCAGUUGUGGUGGAUGAAGAGGCUGUGGGAUCAGUAGACACUUCAGGAUGUGGAGCAAAAGUUCUUCGGAGAGAUGGUACAUUGGAGCCGUUUGUUCACCAAAAAGAUCAACGAGUGUGAGCAAGGAAGCUGGACAGGCAACAGAAGUUGAGGUCUCAUCAGAAGCCAUUAGCUUGUAAUGCCUUUUUCCAGCAUGUGCAUUUGACCAUUUAUAUCACCAAGCACUCUACAGGUGACCGACCAGGCAGCCAUGCUUCAGGGUUGGGUAUGGCCAGCCGGGUGGAGUAUCUCUCUCUCUCUCUCUCUCUCUCUCUCUCUCUCCUUUUAUAAAAUGUCCUCUGUAUAUUAUUAUAGAUUUUGGUUAUCGAUAUAUGCAUACAUAUAUCGCAGUUUCCGGGGAUAUUUGCAGCCCUUGCUGAAAAGAGAAGGAUAGGAUGGUUUUUUAA